This is a messenger RNA of Amphibalanus amphitrite, 2565 nucleotides long. RefSeq lists its product as uncharacterized. The record is from RefSeq and is a predicted model, not a curated record. The coding region runs from base 806 to 1657 and encodes 283 amino acids. Lineage: Eukaryota; Metazoa; Arthropoda; Thecostraca; Balanomorpha; Balanidae. The transcript is spliced from 2 exons.
CCUACUGUGGCCGCUCUAAGCAGACGAGCUGCUCCCUCCAGAGCUGUGUGUGGUCUAGUCCAGGACUGUCCCACCUCUGCGCUGCGAGCUGGUAGGUGGAGACGCCCCAUUCGAUCGAGACCUACUCACCUAGCAUCGGUCGGUCGGGGCGAUAGUGGCCCAGCUGUCGAGCCUGCGAUAACACGACUGAUAACGCCGCCAACGCCGGUCGCGAACCGCGUGAGGGACGCUAGCGUCGGUGACUGGCAGCGACCGCUGGGCAGUGGUGACCGUCCCUUACGGCGCCAAGGGUCAGGGACGGACUGUGAUAGUGCCAGAGUCAGGACUCCGACUACGAGUUCGUGAUAGUGAAGAGUCAAGAAAGUGACUACGCGAAUACCAGGAUAGUGAGUCAGUUGAAGCAUCUGGCGGAAUGAUAUCGAGUUUGUGAUUGUGUCCCGACGCACAUUGCAUUGUGAGUCAUUGACAGCACAGUGUCGGGAAAGUGUUGCGAAUCUGACAGUGCGUAGAAACAGUGAUUCCGUAGAAGUCCCGAGCUGAGAACAGUGAACAGGAACAGUGAAACCGUGACAAGAUUGGUGUCGGACGCCGGGGCUGUGCUUUGUCGGGCUCUCAGCGAAGGCGUAUCUGCUGUGCCCGUUAUCCGCAGAGGUAGUGGCUGUGUGCUUAUGUGAGGCUGUGGCAGCGGCAGUGUUCCAGUAACAGGGCCACCAGAGGCCGUGUGCUGGUGAAAAGUGAGUGCCGCAGCGGCUGUGGCGCUCCCCUGAGCCGCGGCGGGUCGAUCACCUGCCCGCCCGCCGCCGUUAUGUCUCAGAAGUACCGUGCCGAGUACUGCAGCUCGGACGACCCGGACGAUGUCGACGAGCCGACCAACUGCUGCACGCACUCGGAGCCGUUCCGGCCGAGCUGCUGGGACUUCAGCGUGCCGUUCCUCUACGUGGCCUCCAUGGCGGCCAGCCUGCUCAGCACCAUCCCCAUGGGCCGGGUGACGUUCAUCUGGCAGAACCGCGCCGGCCCGGCCAACCACGCCAUCUGCCCGCUGCACGCGGCCGCGCGCGACCGCGAGCACUGGGGUCAGUACGGCUCGGCGGCCUGCUACGCGGCCACCUUCCUGCCCGUGGCGCCGCUGGCCAUCGCGCUCUGCCUGUGCGUCUACCAGCUGGCGGCCGUGGUGUACGCCGAGCGGAGUCGGCAGCGGCGCUCGCCGGCCGGCGACACAGCCGUCCUGGUCGCCACACUCGUGGCCACCGUCCUGUGUCUGGCGGAGGCCGGUGUCCUCACAGAUGGCGUGCGCAACACCUGCCUCGGAUUUCAGAUGGAGGACUUCGUGUAUGAGGCGCGGGUCCGCUUCAGCAGCGUCGACGAGGUGCUCUCGUGCCGGCAGGGAUUCGACAUGCGGGACCGUGACCACAUGAUCACGGCGAUGAACACCUACGGCCAGCUGAUGGCGGCGCUGGCCGGCAGCUGGCUGAACGCGGCGCUGUGGCUGGCGCUACUCACCGCCGCGCUGCGCCGCGCCUGUCACUGGUGCGGCCAGUGCGGCGGCGCCACUAGCACCGGCCGCGCGCCCAUCAAGGUGGUUCGCAGGAGACGGGGCUCCCAGUUCACUGACGAGUUCCCCGAGAUCGCCAGACAGCGCCGCGAGUCGUGGGUGUGAGCUGGGGAGGCGCCGCGAGUCGUGGGUGUGAGCUACAGAGGCGCCGUGGAAAUGACUGUGCGGACGGUUGUUGCCAUGGAUGCACUGCCGCACUAAUGUACGGUAUGAAAGACAGGGACGCUGCAGGGCCGAGCUCCAAGCGACGGGUCACAUAGAGGCAGCAGACCAUCUCCUUCCUUGGGAGUUACUCCCGUGGCUAGUGAACGAGUCACGGUGAUGACAGAUCACAAGGGCGUCGCAAGUCACAGUACUUGAAACGGGCACUGAAGAUACUGAAACUGACUGGCAAGGAUACGGCGAUCCCAGUUUGAACGGCAGUCGGCAGGAUCGCCGAGACGACCGCUCCUCUUGACGUGUUAUGACAGCUCGGUUAUUCGCGAUGUCGACUGCCAGAAAUAUGGAUUGGUUACGAGUGACGCCAGCUGGGCUUGCUCAAACCCCCGGCUCGGCAGCAGCUUCGAGUGAUGUCGGCUCUCGAUAGUGACGGCAGUGACGUGCUGUGAUGGGUGACGUGGGAACAUGCCGCUCAAAUGACUCCUCUUCCGUCGACACGGUGGUCUAUGAUUGCGAGUUGCUACUAGUGCGAUGCGAUUCCACCAUUGUUCGAGCAGUGGCCAGUGCGUCCGUCUCGUCUUCUGGUUUGGAUGUUGUGGGACUGUAUAGAGCGCGGGACGUGCAUUUGGAACCGAUAUAGGUGAUUUCACCAGUUAACAUCAAACCGUUACUUAGCUGUGAAACGUUUGUUGUCAUUUAGUUUCGGGCCGUCACCUACCCAUUUCUAGCACAUGUAAAUCCAGAAUCGACUUUCGUGCACCGCCAUUCGUCAGAUCAGUGGCCCAGACUGCCGUAAUGGUCGGUUAUGUACCGCCUCACUUACUGCCGAGCAAGGAUCAUGAACUAUUUUGUGC